AGUAUCUUUGAAGAAAAAGGCCCAGAAGUUGCAAAAUGAAUAUCGACGCGAAAUCAGGGAAAAUCGUAAUACAUCCGUGGUUACCAGCAUUGAUAUAGACGAUGAAAUGCAGGGGAGUGCUGAAGAACUUUUCGAAGAAGAAUCAUACAUGGACUACUCCUCUUUCGAAGAGUCUAGUCAGAGUGAAGAUUUAGAUGAAGAUACCACAAGUAAUACAGUCAGAAUUGAUGAAGGAGCAAGCUCGCAUGAACAACCUAUGUUCAUGGUAUUUUACAUCUCAUUGGUUGAGUUGUUUGAAAAAUUUUGCUUUAACUGCAAGGCUGAAAAUCCAAAGUACACAUUAAAACAUGGUUCGAUGGCCAUUGUAGAGCAAAAUUGUGGUAAAUGUGUUGAAAAGAACUUUAUGUGGAGAAGCCAACCUAUGGUUUUAGGAAGAUAUCCAGCUGGAAACAUUAUGACUAGUUUUGGUAUAUUGAUGUCUGGUGUCAGUAUAAGUCAGGCCAUGCUGAUGUUCAAGCACAUGAAUCUCUCAGCAAAUAGUGUGUCCACUUAUCAUGUGCAUCAACGCACCUUCUUGUUUCCAGCUAUUCUGAAGCAUUGGGAAAGCUAUCAGUUAAAGUUAAUUGAAGAUGUGAAAAAAAGUGAUGCAGAUUUCCAGACAUGGUCAGGAGAUGGACGCUUUGAUUCUAUGGGGCACAGUGCGAAAUAUGGAGUUUACACAAUUUGGAGCAACACAACAUCAAAGCUGGUUCAUUUUGAAUUGCUUCAGGCCAAUGAAGUUGGUAGCAGUAAUGCCAUGGAACUGGAGAGCAAAAGAUCUUUUCAGUUUCUUGAGAAAUCUGGGCUUACCAUGGAUGUUUUCAUCAGUGACAGGCACAAAGGGAUUGCAAAGUGGAUCCGAAACGAAAAAAAAGAAACAAAGCACUUUAAUGAUAUCUGGCAUGUAAAUAAAAGUAUUGCUAAACAACUUAAGAUGGCAGGCAAAGAGAAAGGGUGUGAAAUAAUCAAUGAAUGGUUGGGUGGUAUUCGCCGACAUUUGUAUUGGAGUGCUCAAACUACUAUACUUGGCUUUGAAGAGCUUAUCAUUGCUAAAUGGAAAUCUACUGUGAGACUCAUGGCUAACAAGCAUGAUAACCACCCUGAUGCAUUAUUCCCAUCGUGUGCUCAUGGUCAGAUCCCAGAGCGGAAAUGGAUACCAAUAGGAACUAUUGCAUAUGAUAAGAUAUGCUCUAUCCUACUCAAGCCAAGCAUUUUGAAAGACAUCGACAAACUUUCACCAGAUGGCCAGACUAGUUGUCUUGAAGGCUUUCAUUCCACCUUGAACCAUUGGCAUCCAAAAAUGACUCAUUUUUCAUGGCUUGGAACAUUUUGCAGACAUGUUAUUGCCAUACUUCAUUUCAAUGAAAAUGUUCAUCGUGAGUCGAAAAAAUCAAAGGAUGGACAAGUGAAUAUGUUGAACAAGUAAAGAAUGUUCUUUUCAUGUCUAAUAAACAAGAACUUUCAACU
This is a messenger RNA of Xenia sp. Carnegie-2017, 1506 nucleotides long. RefSeq lists its product as uncharacterized. Lineage: Eukaryota; Metazoa; Cnidaria; Anthozoa; Malacalcyonacea; Xeniidae. The record is from RefSeq and is a predicted model, not a curated record.